AUGAGUACCAGCCUGAGACCUCGCAGCCGGCAGAGGAAACGCUACCAGGACACGCUGAAGGCAGACCUCGAGGAGACAGAUGCCGGCAUCCGGAGCGGGGAGGAGCUGGCUGUCGACUCCUCGGGCACCGCAGCCUCCACCAAGUGGCAGCCCGUUUCGAGGCGAAGCGUCUCGCUCUCGAAGCAGAGGAAGGAAAAGUUCACGGCCAGCUCAGGGCAACCCUGGUCACGGAGCUUGGCUGAUUUGGCCCUGGUUGCGGGUUCCCGCCCAGAGAGCCAGUAUGGCUGGCACUUAACAUGGCUACUCUCAACUGUCUGGGCCGGUGUGCUGAGCUGCAGCGGAGGCGCCAGGGAGGAGCGACUCAGGAGAGAAGAGGAAGAGCUGAAGAAGCGGAAGUUGCAAGGGGCCAUCAACCAAGCCAAGCUGAUGGAGGACUUCAAGAAGCAGAAGGAGAAGGAGGUCCUCCGGCUACAGGAGGAAGCCCAAACCUUCAUCACUCCCGAGAACCUGGAUGAGCGGAUCGAGCAGUGCCUGGACGACCCCCAAAACUACAACUUUGCCAUUGACAAAAAGCAGCGCAUCAUCAGGCACACUACCCUGUCCUAGGAGUGCCGCCUCCACCUUGGCCUGGCCGGGCAGUGCAGUGGCAGGCUGCCCAACGGUUUCCGUCCAGGUGUUGAGCUCACGGCAGGGAGGGGGCUUCCUGCACUGGGGACACAGAUCAGCCAGGGGAUUCUCAUUUGAACAAAUGGCCUUCGGUGGCCAUGUGUGGUUCCUGUCCUGAAACAAUCUCACCUGCUCCCCGGGUCAUGGCCCUUCCCUUCAGCACUAAUCGCUCGUAUCUGGGAAAUAAAGGGAUGCAUUUUG
Messenger RNA from Alligator sinensis (Chinese alligator), 867 nucleotides. RefSeq names its product mitochondrial ribosomal protein S26 (gene MRPS26). Gene Ontology annotation, cellular component: mitochondrial small ribosomal subunit. The record is from RefSeq and is a predicted model, not a curated record. The transcript has 6 exons. The coding region runs from base 1 to 606 and encodes 201 amino acids. Lineage: Eukaryota; Metazoa; Chordata; Crocodylia; Alligatoridae.